Diversispora eburnea is the source of this 1083-nucleotide messenger RNA. Lineage: Eukaryota; Fungi; Glomeromycota; Glomeromycetes; Diversisporales; Diversisporaceae. The record is from the annotation of a GenBank genome assembly.
AUGUCUUCACGCGCUUCAUCGCCUAUUUCUCCACUUGAUAGCGAACUUUCCGUAGGAUCAUCAUACGAUCUAUCAACUCACUCUGUUAUCCUUGUUAAUGACGAUGCAAACCCUUUAUUCAUAGAUACACCAUAUUUUGUAGGUAGAAUAUGCGUUCGUGUGAGAGAUUUUAAAGGAAUUGUUCCUCCUGGAAAAACAAGGAGAUCGUCAAGUCCUUAUUUUGAAGGGAAUAAAGAACAGUAUUCAAUACAAGUUCAAGGGAGGUUUAAAGGAGAAAAAUGGACAGCCGAUAAUAUCAUCUUUGGUAAUGAUUUUGAUCGAAAAAUUAAUUUACCACCUAUAAGUCGAUUAGGCUUAAAAAUUAUGAAAUGGAUAGAUCCAUGCCUUGAAACUGAUAUUUAUAAUGAUAAACCUUGGGCAUAUAGUCCCUUGCUUUAUACUGUAAAUGUUUUACGCGUCGAAUAUGAUGAAUUAACAUCGGAUCAUAAUAAUUAUUUGCCACCAUGGCCUUCAUAUGAUGGUAGACAUAUCAAGGAAGGUAUCAUUAAUUCUUCGGAUAAUGUUUCUAAGCGUAAAAAAUAUUUCUCCUCUGAGGAAAAUCGAAAGAAAUUUGAAAUUAACGAAAACCAAGUUUGGAAUUUCGAUUUUUGUAAUUCAUAUAUCGAUUUCAAUAAUAUUGCUGUGAAGAUUCCUGGAAUUAAAAUUGGGAUAUUACAGUAUUGGGAUGGACAGCCAUUUCGUUAUGUAUGCAAAUCAAGGGACUCAUCGGUCGUAUUUUUUGUGAUCACGUUUCAAUUGUUGGAAGUGAAUGAAGAAGAAAAAUUUAGUGAUCCAAGUCAACAAAGUGAAGUCAGAUCAACGAAAGUUUCAAAUCAGUUACUUAAAUAUGAUCAAUAUAAUGAACCAUCAUUGACACCAAAAUCUAGUGCUAGAUGGGCAUCAGUAAAAUCACCAUCAUCUGUUUUGUUUUCUAAUUCUCAACGUCAAAUACAUUCUAUGCGAAAUUCAAUUCCAUCUUCACCUUCACCUGGUUCAGUCAAUAUUGAUGAAAGUAGUGAAAACGAAGAAGAUAUUGACAUUUAA